Drosophila gunungcola (fruit fly) is the source of this 5782-nucleotide messenger RNA. RefSeq lists its product as uncharacterized. Lineage: Eukaryota; Metazoa; Arthropoda; Insecta; Diptera; Drosophilidae. The transcript has 11 exons. The record is from RefSeq and is a predicted model, not a curated record. The coding region runs from base 651 to 5714 and encodes 1687 amino acids.
CCGAGUUAGUCAAUCGGUGUCCGGCCGAAACGAAAGAUCUCUGCUAUCGCCGAGCAAACGAAAUUUAAGCUAGUAUAGAACACUUCUUUUAAUUUAAAAUUUUUCAUAAAUUGCAACUAAUUGAGAUACACCCCAACGAAACGAACAAAACUCACUUACAAUCCGACGAACUUGUGUAACUACUAAGAAACAUUGCGUGCUUCCUGUAACGAACUCUGUGAAUUAUUUAAAUGAAAUAUAGGAAAUUCUGCGAAACAAUUGUCGAAGAACUGCUCCAAAUACCGACAAUAUUCUACUUGGUCUGUGCGCGAAAAAAUUCGAUGAAAAAUUAAAGUACUGACGUCAUUACACUGCAAGAAACAGUGGUAGAGAGGCAGUAAAUUGACUGUUUACAUUACAACAUCGUCGGGCGAGUGAGUGAGUGAACUAUAUAUACUAUAUAAACAAGUUUAAGGCACGCCAAACUUUGGUCUACGACGCCCAAGGAUUUCAGUGCUAAUGAUUGAGGAGAAUCCAACGAUGACCAGGUGAAGUAUAGCAGGGACUUUCGUAAGGGUCGGAACGUACCGCAUAUGCAGUGUUUGAGAAAACGGAAACCCAAAAAAAAAAAAAACGACGGCAACAUUUUUAUAUACUGAAGAUACAUAAAAAUGGCUGAAAACCAAUUCAAAACGACCUCUAGCAAGGGAUGCAAUCUGAGCAGGACCGCCCAUAUCCUGGCGCCGCACAAUGGGACUGUGUCGCGCAGGACGGAUCCUGGCUCCAAACUUAAAGAGAGCUUUCAAACGGAAAAGCACGAUAUCGAAGACUGGCAAACGAUGGCCAAGAACAAAUUGAAGCGCAAGAAGAAACUGAGCACCAGCCUCACUUCCGUGGGCGAUACGGUGAAUCAGGAGAAACGCACCCGCAUCGAGGGCAUCCAGCUGCAGUGUCGCGGAAAACUGCGACCCCAGGAUACCCAAUCCUUCGAGGCCGAAAGGAGCCCAUCCACAACUGUAUCAACCAAGCAAAUAGGAAAGGUUGAAAAAGAUCGGGAACGGGAGCGUCCCGUAAUAAUUGGUGGCGUAACGACCACAAAUGUGAUAGCAGCACCUCCGCAGAGGAUCAAGAGAAAGCUGCAGGAGAAUCUGGACACCAUCCAGAAGCUAAAUGCCCUUACUGAGCAACUUCGUCUGGAGGUUAAUGAACUUAAGUCCAGCCUGAUCACAGAACGCGGUGCAGUGAGGGCUCUGAGAGCCCAGAAUGACGCAGAUAGUCGUCGGUGGAAAAGCGAGGCGAAGAAACUGCAGCACGCGCUGGACAUUGCCAAGAAGAGCAAUGGGGCAAAGAAGCCUAUUGAAUCGGGCCCAGACUCGGCCGGCACUCACGUGACCGCCGAUGGCCUCAUCAACUAUGAAAUCCAAAGACUGACUAACGAGAUCGCCGUGCUGAAGGAAGCGAAUCGCAGCAAGGAGGAGAAGACCCAGAUUAUGGGGCAGGCUGAUAGACUCAAGGCUGCCGAUAUGCGGCAAUUGAAGAACGCGUACGAAAACCGAUUGACUCACAUACAGAAAUCAGCCAAAAUUGAAAUAACACGUUUGCUAGAGGAAAUAAAGACCAAAGAACGUAAUAUAGGACAACUGAGGAAGGACUUGCUGGCACUGCAGAGUCCCAAGAAGCAGAGGCAAAAUGAAGCCAAAGUGCCAGCGACGACGAAACCCAAAACGAACCCCAACGAAACGAGCCAAAAGCCAAAGAAACCCACUUCGAAGCCAGUGGGAGAAACAAAAGCUAAAACCGAACCAGAUACAGAUAUAGUAGUCGAGCAAAAUCCCAUACGCCAGGCUCAAGUUACACCUGAGAUAACCCAACUCAAGAACAUUGAGCUAAUCAACAAUACGAAAAAUGCACAUAAAUCAGCGCUCGAGAUGCGCACAACAAUGAAGAGCAGUCAGCCGAAUGGAUUGGAUGAUGAUUCUCCUCCUCGCAUGAGGGCCCCCGACGAGAUGAGGGCCACCACUUGGAUGACGACGCUGCUCGGCAGCCAUCAUCAUCAUCAUCAUCAUCACCAUCCGGCAGCAGCCAAAUCAAAGGACCCCAAUUCGGACACGGACUCGGCUCUGUCCUCGGCCCCGCCCUCCAUCAGCCCGCAGCCGCCCUCGAGCGGAUCGGACAGCGGCGUGAUUUGGCAGACUCUGCAGGACCUGGACAAGCUGCAAAAGGAAGCGGAAAUGUACCAGAAGGAGAACGAGCGCCUGCAAACGGAGGUGCAGCUGAUGAAACAGGAGCUGGAUGCCGCGGAAAAGGCUGCAAUGGGUAGCGGUAAAAAGCAGGCCCAGAUCGCGGAGCUGAUGCAGCGCAUCAAGGAGCUGGAGGAGAAGCAAUCAGCCUUCGAGGACGAGACCAGCGAACUGCGUGAACAGAAUGAACUCCUCGAGUUUCGCAUACUCGAACUGGAAGAUGAUAACGAUAAGAUGGAGAGCACCUGCGAGGGCCACUGCCAGAGUCUGCAGGAUCUGCUGGAGCAGUCUGCCCAGCAACUGGAGGAUCGGGACAAGCGCUGUCUGCAACAAUUGCUGCAGUGCGUCCAGCAACUGGACCUCGAUGCCAUGAUGCCAGGCGAUCAGAACCGGACGGAAACUCCGCGGAGGCACAACCCAACCCAAAGUCACAACAGUCACAAUCACAAUCACAGGAUCGUUGCCACUGUUCAGCCGUAUAGUAACUGUGCCACGCCCACCACUCCGCCCACGCCCAGCAAGAGGCACUGCAGCCAGGUGAGCUCGUGGCAGAGCAGCAGUCUGAGCGAAAGUGGAGUGUUCGUGGAGUGCGACCUGCCCUCGAAUCCAGUGAGCCAUCCGCAUCUGCAGUUCUACCAGGAGCGAUUGGAGCAACUGGAGGGCAAGUUACUGAUCUACGAGAGCAGUGGUGAGACGCAGGCCCGCCACUUGGCCCAGAGAUUGCAGAGGGAGCUGCAGCUGGAGAAGGAUCUCAAGGAGCUGGGCGACCGGGUGGAGCUGCUAAUCGAUCAGAACGCCCAAUUGGAGGAGGCCAAGUGCGAGUUCGAGGAGGCGGAGAACGACACGCGACUCCAUCUGCAGCGCAACGAGGUGGAAUUGGAAAUACUUCGCCAGCGCAACGUGGAGUUGGAAUUCGGCAAGGAGGCGUUGGGCGCCAAGUAUCAGGAUUGCAGGGCAGAGGUACUCAUUCUGCGAGAGGACCUCGUGGCAGCAGAAACCCAGUUGGAGCACCUCCAAACGGAACGAAAGCAGGCCAGAAAGGAGUUGCAAGAUCUGCGAAGAUCACUGCCUUGGCUGCUGAUCGGUCGUUUGUUAUCGUUGGCCAAAAUGGGCAACAGCAUUUCGUCGCCGGAGGCCAGUCCUCGACUCUCCUCGGGCUAUGAUUCUGCCCUGCCAGGAGGUCUGGAGUCCAAUGCCAAACUGCACACAGAGCACUUUGCGGGAUAUGCCGAACCGGGCGAGGGUCGUGAGAUCAAUUACCUUAAGGAAGAGGUCAAGAGCCUGCGAAGCCAGCUGAAAGAGCUGAAUGCGCGCCACUAUGAGGCCAUGGAGACGGCCGAUUCCCACUGGGUGGAUCUGGAACAGCAGUACAAGGAGCGCGAAGAGGCCUACCAAUCGAAGGAGGCCAGUCUCAAGCAGAAGAUAGCCCAGCUGCAGGACUGCCUGAGGGAGGAUUCCCGGGCGGCCAGCGAAAAGAUCCUGCAGCUGGAGGAGGGCGAACAGGCGUUGAAAACCUGCCUGGUUCGGAUGACCAAGGAGCAUAGGGAUCUGCUAACCGAGAAUCACACUUUGCAAUCCAGCAUGGAGAGCGUGAUGGCCAAGAUGGAAAUGGAGGCGGAGCACAAGAUGCCCCUGACGGAGGCACUGGAAAACGAGAGGCGAAGGUGUCAGGCCCUCUUGGAUGACCUGAGCUUUGCCAAGAAGGUGCAACAAAACACCGAGGAUCAGCUGAGACAGGAGACGGAUGCCCUGCGCACCCAGAUCUUCGACAUCAAGAAGGAGUACCUGCACAUCGAGGUGACCAACAGCGAGCUGAAGGAGGAGGUGGGCACGCUGGAGAACAAGAUCCGCCAGAUGGAGACGCAGAUGAGGGACUCAGAGGAGCGGGCCCGCUGUCUGGAGGACGAGCUGCGCACCAAGGACGAGCAGUGCCAGCUCAUGGAGCGCAAGCUGGGCGUCAUGCCCGAGGGUUACAGUCUGGCCGAUGAGCUCUACGACAGUCCUGCCAAGCGGGUCAAAAAGGACAAAGUGCCGAGUCUGCAGGCCGCCAGCCAAGGAUUGGGCGUGGCCCUGCUCGACCUGGAGGGCCGUGACUUCGAUCUGCCCCUCCACAAGGACUUCCAGGCCAUCGCCUGCAGCGUGAAGCAUCUGGCGGAUACCCUGCUCUCCCAGAGUCCGUCCGAGGUGAGUCUAGUCAAGAGCCCGGAAUCCGAAGGCACCAGCUGGGCCACGGCCCUGGAUGCCUCAUCAGCUAGGUUAAGUGGGUCAGGACUACCGACUGUAACAAGUCGAGAAAGUCAAGAAGGUCAAGCAAGUCCAGAAGGUCAAGAAAGUCAGGCAGGUCAAGAAAUUCAGGAAGGUCAAGAAAGUCAGGAAGGUCAGCAAAGUCAGUCCAUUCAAGAAAGUCCACAAGGUCAAGAAGGUUUUGCAAGUGAACCCCUUCUAAGUAGCAAGAAAUCUAGUUGUGUAAGUGUCCAGGCAUCCACAACCCGGCCAAAGGGCUUUAAAGUGGGCCGAUAUGCCCAAAAAUCUCGGCGAUCAAGAGGCGGAGCUGAUAGUCGUACGAAUCUGAAAGUCGUCAAGUCACCAGAUGACGAAAAGGAAAAUAUUUCCGAGGUGCCCUCUUCCUUACGGCAACUUGUCAACGAAGGUGAUCAUGUGGAACCCGAGAAGCAGGGCAAAAAGCCGAAAACAAAGGAUAAGAAGGACAAGAAGGAGGAGCAGUCAAGUCCCCUUCGCCAUAAGCGAUCCAUGUUAAGGCGCUUUAUCUUCAGGCGCAUCUACCGUGCUCGCGCGAGAUCUGCAAAUCAAUUUCCGCUCCAGCAGAGCCUCUCCUGCAACAGUUUCCAUUCGGUGUUGUCGGUUCACACGGUUCAUUCGGCCACGUCGGGUAUCUCCCUAUUCUCCCUGCAUGCCGAGGUGGUCAAUCUGGAUUGGGAAUCACUGGCCAGCGGGUCUUUUACCCAAACAGAAGACCCGAAAAGUAUGGAAGAGGAGAUCCAGACCACGACGGACUGCUGUGAACAGGAGACCCAAGUUCAACCGGCAUCCGUCGAGUGCGGAAUCCAAGUGGAUGUGGGCGUGGAGCAGCGAUUGCUGCUUAUGCCGCUGCGAACCCGUUGCUUCGUUGAUCUCCUUCAGGAUGCCGUCAAUGGGUACUUCGAUGUGUCCGCCUUCCGGACACGUCUUCUCCACCUGUGGGAGGAUGGGGAGGACUUCCGUGAGCAGCUGGAAUUCCUGCAGGACAUGUGGACGGAGAAGAAGAACCAGGUAUCGCUAGAGAGCUACGAAGGAUUUGUGGCAGCUCUGGGCUGUGUGCGGAGUUUGAUGUUGGCUCUCAAACCCGCAUCUUCAGCGCUGCUGAACCAGAUCGAGCAGCGUAUCCAUGCUCGACUCGUGCUCUUCCACAACCAGAAGAUGGAGUCGGAGUUCUGCUGCACCAUCUACAUUCCCGUAGAGCGAAGCAACACCAUGAUGUUCAGGGCUCCCAAAUGAAUGCCCCUUUUUAAGGUCUCAAUAACGAUGUAAAUACUCCAUAAUUACUCCAUAACUACUCCAUAAAU